AUGACUCCAGGUGACGACUACGGGUUUCUAAAACCUCCUGGCAACGAGGAAUACGAAGAAACCUACCGCACACCCUCAAAUUACAGACCUCUCGACACAUUCAAGCUCCCAUCUGGGCCUGCUCGGCACUACAAACAACAGUAUGGCGAUAUGUACUUCCUGCGGCUCGCUGGGCUGAAGCCUGCGGUGGAGAAAAUUGCGAUGGAGGCAUGGGAGGGCAUCACUAUCGCAGGAGAGCAUGCGCGACGUGUGGAUCGAGUACUUGAUGUGCGGCAGGGUGAGCUGUGUUGGGUCGCCGGCACAGUGUAUAUGGAUAUGCCAAUGAAGCCCAACAUUCUGGACGACCUUUCCAAAGAGAACUUUACCUCCGCACCUCCCCCACGUCGUACCUAUGUCGACUCAUCCAACCCAGCACUGACUCAGACUACGUUGGAAGAUGCGUCGGGCCGUGUCCGUCUGGCUGGAGACUUUCUUUCAUCCGUCCAUCUUACUACCGGUACCGUGGUUGCGGCUUUAGGAACAGAGAAUGCCAAUGGAGAUUUUGAGGUCAUUGACAUCAAAGUCCCAGAAUUACCCCCACAGCCGCCAAGAUGGGGCAAUGAAGGUCCAAAACAUAAUGGCAAGGACGCGGCUCCAAAGCAAUCUGGCAAAAUUGCUUUUGUCAGUGGGUUGGGGAUUACAGGGACAUCAAGCGAUACGCUUGCAUUGGAGUUGCUUACAGAGUAUCUUCUUGGGUACACAGGGUUCUCUGGAACCGAGGAUAAUGGCCCUCCGAGUGCUUCAAAUAUCACGCGACUCAUCAUUGCAGGUAACUCUCUCGGAGCUAGCGUGAUAACCGAUGCAGCAUCAGCUGGUAUGGACGGCGCCGCAAAGAAGAAGGCUGCCCCGAAGAAGUACGGUUAUGAUGCUUCGGCGUACAACGCAUCACCCAUUACACACUUGGACAACUUCUUGUCGGAAAUUUUACCGAGUAUCCCCGUCACCUUGAUGCCGGGCGAGGCAGAUCCAGCAAACUUUUCCCUUCCUCAACAGAGCAUUCACCGUACCAUGUUUCCGAACUCCAGAGCAUACGCUGCACCUCCGCCAUCUGGUGAGGAGAAACCAGAAGCAGGUUGGUUCGACAGCGUCACCAAUCCGUGGGAGGGCGAAGUGGAAGGCUGGCGACUGUGGGGAAGUAGUGGCCAGAACGUCGACGAUGUUCUGCGUUACCUUGACUUCCCUGGCGAGGAGGGAAGCACAGAAAAGGACUCGGACGAUUCGAGUGCUCGCAUGCACGUAAUGGAAGCGAUGCUCCGGUGGCGAAUUGGUGUUCCCACAGCCCCGGAUACACUCUGGUCUUAUCCAUUCCAAGAAUCUGACCCUUUCAUUCUCGAGUUCUGUCCCCAUAUCUUUUUCACGGGAAACCAGCCUUGCUUCAAGACUGCCGUGAUUGAGGGUGACCUUCCCCUCCGCCUGGAUGGAGGUGAUACCGAGAUGACAGACUCUGCUGGCGAAACAUCUGUACCUCGAGUUCGACUUCUAUCUCUCCCACGUUUUAAGGAAACUGGGGAGCUGGUUCUGGUUGAUUCUGAGACUCUGGAGGUAGAGGUUGUCCGGUUUGUCUUUACCAUCCUGAUGUUGCUCAAUGCUGAAACUGCCAUCUCGACCUCCAAGGUCCUACUUGUCCCAUAUUCAACAUGGCACGUCCCCCGAUAUCACGAAUGGAUGCAAGACGAGGAAAUCCAAGAGGCAACUGCUUCAGAGCCAUUAUCUCUUGAGGAGGAAUACUCCAUGCAGCGCAGCUGGCGCCAAGACGCUGACAAGCUGACCUUCAUCACCUGCCAGCCAGUAGAGCAGCCCAGCACCAACUCAAGACAAAUCAAAUUGUGCCCAGAGGAUGAAUCCGCAGCAAACAUGAUCGGAGAUAUCAACCUCUUCCUCCGCGUUGAAGAUGGCGAAGACGGAGACGCGCCUCCGCAGAUUGUGGGCGAGAUCGAGCUAAUGGUAGCCGAGAAAAUGAAUCAGCGACGGGGAUUCGGAAAGGCUUCAGUUUUGGUGUUUAUGAGGUAUAUUGCAGAGAAACAGGUGGACAUCUUGGAGGAGUUUGUGAAGAGUCUUGAGGAGGAUGAAAGGGAGAAGUUGGUACAGGCUGCUGGGACGGAGGGAUUGAGGUUACAGUGGUUGAGCGUUAAGAUUGGGCAGGAGAAUGUGAGGAGUUUGGCGCUUUUUGAGAGCUUGGGCUUUGUGAAGGUUUGCGCUGAGCCGAGUUUCUUUGGGGAGUUUGAACUGAGGAGGUUGGACUUGGGGGUGAGUGGGUUUGUCGAGGCUUUGAAGCUUGCUGGAGUUGAGGGCUAUGUCGAAUUGGAUUAUCAGCGGAAGGAAUAG
Penicillium longicatenatum is the source of this 2364-nucleotide messenger RNA. RefSeq lists its product as uncharacterized. The record is from RefSeq and is a predicted model, not a curated record. The transcript has 8 exons. Gene Ontology annotation, biological process: DNA replication; DNA strand elongation involved in DNA replication. Gene Ontology annotation, cellular component: delta DNA polymerase complex. NCBI's taxonomy places the organism in Eukaryota, Fungi, Ascomycota, Eurotiomycetes, Eurotiales, Aspergillaceae. Gene Ontology annotation, molecular function: acyltransferase activity, transferring groups other than amino-acyl groups; DNA binding. The coding region runs from base 1 to 2364 and encodes 787 amino acids.